Molecule: messenger RNA, 3514 nt
Organism: Python bivittatus (Burmese python)
Lineage: Eukaryota; Metazoa; Chordata; Lepidosauria; Squamata; Pythonidae
Source: RefSeq, a predicted model, not a curated record
UGUCUGAUAUGGAGUCCCAAGUCCUUGCUGUCUUUGUACAGCCAACCGCAAGCAGAUAUUUUUAUUCUCCUUGGAGUCCUUUAUAAUGCAACAAGAAUGGUAACAAAUACUGAAGACCUCCAAGAGGCUUUCUGACCUUCCUCUCCCCAUGUAAAUUAUGCUGAGAACCUUUCCAGUGGUUCUGCUGGAAACCAUGUUUCACUACACUGAUGAACCCAGAUUCACCAUAGAGCAAAUAGACCUACUUCAACGCCUGCGGCGCACUGGUAUGACACGGCACGAAAUCCUCCAUGCUUUGGAAACCUUUGACCGUCUUGACCAGGAACACAGCGACAAGUUUGGGCGGCGGUCUGCCUACGGGAGUGGAUCCUGUAGUAACAGCACCAACAAUGUUCCAGCGUCUUCCUCCACAGCCACAGCUUCCACGCAGACCCAGCAUUCUGGGAUGUCUCCCUCUCCUAGCAACAGUUAUGAUACUUCCCCACAACCUUGCACUACCAAUCAAAAUGGGAGGGAGAGUAAUGAGAGGUUGUCUGCCUUCAAUGGGAAGAUGUCGCCUACACGUUACCCUCUGGCAAAUAGCAUGGCUCAAAGGUCAUAUAGCUUUGAAGCCUCUGAGGAGGACUUGGAUGUAGAUGACAAAGUAGAAGAGUUGAUGAGGAGGGACAGCAGCGUGAUAAAAGAGGAAAUCAAAGCCUUCCUGGCCAACCGGAGGAUUUCGCAAGCAGUUGUUGCACAGGUUACAGGUAUCAGUCAGAGUCGGAUCUCCCACUGGCUGUUACAACAGGGAUCAGACCUGAGUGAGCAAAAGAAAAGGGCCUUUUACCGAUGGUACCAGCUUGAGAAAUCAAAUCCAGGGGCUACAUUAAGCAUGAGACCAGCCCCUAUUCCAGUUGAAGAGCCAGAAUGGAGACAGACGCCUCCACCAGUCACAGCUACCUCUGGGACUUUCCGCUUGCGACGCGGCAGUCGGUUUACCUGGAGAAAGGAAUGUUUGGCUGUCAUGGAAAGCUACUUCAAUGAGAAUCAAUAUCCCGAUGAGGCCAAGAGGGAAGAAAUUGCAAAUGCCUGUAAUGCAGUGAUUCAGAAACCAGGAAAGAAGCUGUCUGACCUGGAGCGAGUUACUUCCCUCAAAGUGUACAACUGGUUUGCCAAUAGAAGGAAGGAAAUCAAGAGGCGAGCCAAUAUUGAAGCAGCAAUCCUGGAGAGUCAUGGGAUAGAUGUACAAAGUCCCGGAGGCCACUCCAACAGUGACGACGUAGACGGGAAUGACUAUUCAGAACAGGAGACUUGGCAAGUACGCAAUGGGGAGGAGGAGGGAAGAUGUACAGAGGGAGGCAGAGAAGCAGAGAAGUUAGAAGAAGACAGGAGGAUCUGCUCAAAACAAGAUGACAGCACUAGCCAUAGCGACCACCAAGACCCUAUCUCACUAGCCGUGGAGAUGGCAGCGGUAAAUCACACCAUUCUGGCGUUGGCCCGGCAAGGAACCAGCGAGAUCAAAACAGAGGCCCUGGAUGAUGACUGAUGACGCGAUGGAGGGGGAGGGCUCCCAGAUGAGAAAGUAACUUAGUUUUAGACGUAGCACCUUAGCAGCCUUUUUCCUGGUCCCUAAUAUGUGUCCUUCUUUACAAUAUAACUUUGCAGUCUCUUGUACGUCAAGUUUGCCGUUUAGGGUCUUGUCCUGUGAAGAUGGCAUGGUGCCCUCUGACUCUGCGUAUAAACUCUCAGUAUUAACUCCCAGUCAGAUAAUUAAUCAAGCCGACUGACCUCCCUCUCCCAGUGCUCCCCCCUCAGCUAGAUGAAAACCUUUGCUGCUCUGUCUUUAGCAUUCCAUGAAUGUGCUUCCAGGUGUCGUAGGCAGCCCUCAAUUCCAAACCUUAGGCGAAAUCUAUAGAAAAACAACAAUACAAUCUUGGAUUAUCCUUCAGACUUCCUGGUGUUAACAUUUUUUAUUUUUCUCUUGUUAUUGUUAUAAAACCAAAAGGAGACAAUGGAGAUUGAGUGGCUUGAAGGAUAACGGCCACUGGGUUGAGAGUUUGGGCAGAGAAUGGGGUGAUGAUAAAGCUUAGAUCUGUGGUCAACGUCUCGUUACCAGGUGCCAAUAAGCUGGGCCUCUCUUGGCUGUGCAGCAAUACAGUCUUUAUUGCUUUUCCAUGGGAUUAGUGCUGUUUUCCAAAGGUCCUGGCUGGUUGGGAAUGAGGGGGGAAAGUCCACCAGCUUGUUUUGAUUGAUGCUUGCUGCUGAUGCGGUCAACAUAGCCUUCCUCUUUUCUUUACAAGUUGUGUUAUGGGAGGAAUAAAGCGUUUUUUCUCAAUUCCUAAGUUUCCCCAGUUAGGCCAAAGUUUCCAUCUAUAGAAGAAGCUGCUCACUGUGUCUCUGAAUGAGUCCCACCUAUGUCCAUGCUUCCUUCCAAUAGGUUGUCACUAAGGGUGAUGAUGGCCAAGGAAUGAUUUAGGUGUGAUUGGAUCAUUCACAGUUCUUUUAUCAGUUCAGUCAUAAAUGAGCCCCACUGAGUUCAACAGGAUUUAAACCCAGAUAAGUUAAGAUUAUACUCUUAGUCACCCCACAUGGAGAAUAUCUAUCUUGGAAAAGACAUGAUUUGUGUAGAAAGAUAGGGUGGGCUUUGGUGAAAGUGGGUAGUUAUUUUCAUACUCAUACAUACACACAUACACACACAAAUACUGUGAUGAAACGUGAAGUAUCUCUCCAGUUCAGCCUGUAAUCAGAAGUUGCAGAAAACUCUCCUUGAAAAUCUUGUAACUGCUUACUUCCUUGCAACACCCUGUCUCCAAAGUAUGGUGCACUCUAGAAAAGGAUUAAGAAGUAACUCCCAGUAUCGCUCCCUACUAGAGUUACAGGAAAUGUGCAUACACAGAAAUUUCCAUUAUUUGCAUAUUAGAGGGUGCAGUGAUCCCUAUCUAUUGUCUCUGGUGUUGGCUCCCCAAGAUAUCACACCAUGAUUUCUCACACUUCACUAACCUAGGCACACAUUCUUUGUGUCUCUGUCUUUGUUCUGUUCUUCUUCAGAAGCUGGAAAGCUGUACCUGACUGAGCAGGUUAGCUAAUUCUUGGAAGCCAUAUUGCAGCAGGAACUAGAUGUUGCCAUGAGCCAAGGAUUCAGUGGCUCAUGUGCUCCUGGGAAACAGGAUUAUUUUUUUACUUUCCUAUUGUUAGGGCAAUCUGAGAUUGGAUUCUGAUAUUGGCUGUCCAGGAAAUUAGAAUUAGUGAUUAAAUACCGAUGGAAUGUGAGAUGAAUCUACUUCUAAAUAGCAAAAAAAAUAAAUAAAAAUCAAAUUCGAGUUUUUUUGUUUAUCUUGAUCAUAUGUAGCACUUUGGUAUUUUUUUCUUAAAUAAAUAUAUAUAUAUAUUUGUAUUUUGAGCAUUUUUUAAAAAAUAAAUAUCAUUGGAUAAAUCAACAAUAAAAUGCUGUAAGCUCAUGUUACAGAAUCAUCCCAUGAUAUACCUUGAACAUAGUCCAUCAGGAACAUCUCUGAUGAAAUGGCCCUGGGCGGAA